AUGAGGGCCGCGGUGGCAAAGUGUCACAAACUGGAUGCCUUCAAACAGCGGAAAGUAUUUUCCCUACUAAUUCACGUCAUUUUUAUUUUUAAGGUCAACGGUGUCAACAGCUUCCAACAAGAGAAGGAUGAUCUUACUGACCAAACACAGGGAGAGAGCCACCGGCCCCUACGGCGGUCCAAGAGAAGAUGGAUUAUUACCACUCUGGAAUUGGAGGAGGAAGAUCAAGGGCCCUUUCCCAAACUUGUUGGUGAGCUGUUCAAUGAUAUGUCCCAUAACAUGUCAUUAAUGUAUGUGAUCAGUGGACCUGGUGUGGACAAAUAUCCAGAGAUUGGUUUGUUUUCUAUAGAAGAUCACAGGAAUGGAAGAGUGUAUGUUCACCGCCCUGUUGAUCGAGAGACGACGCCGUCUUUUAUGGUGCAUUUCAAUGUCGUGGAUCGCUUAACCAGAGAAAUCGUGGAUAAUUCCUUGAUUUUCAACAUCAGGAUCCGCGAUACAAACGAUCAUGCACCCCAGUUUCCUAAGAAGGAAUUUAACAUCACUGUGCAGGAGACCCACCCUGCAGGUCAACCUAUUUUCCAGAUGGUAACAGUGGAUUUGGAUGAAGAAAAUACUCCAAAUUCUCAGGUCUUUUAUUUCCUUAUUUCUCAAACGCCAUUACUGAAAGAAAGUGGCUUCCAGAUUGACCAUAUUAGCGGAGAAAUACGACUCUCAGGAUGCUUAGAUUAUGAGACCGCUCAACAGUUUACACUACUAAUUGGAGCGAGGGAUUUUGGAGAACCAUCCUUGACAUCCACGGCUACCGUUCAUGUUAAUGUGCAAGAAGGCAACAACCACAUGCCCACAUUUAUCCAGGACAACUAUAGGAUUCAGAUUUCUGAAGGCCGCACAAGUGAGGGUGUGUUGCGUCUUCUAGUCCACGAUGGUGAUUUGCCAUUUACGUCAGCUUGGAGAGUAAAAUUUAACAUACUGAGUGGCAAUGAAGAGGGACAUUUUCACAUCUUGACUGACCCAGAGACCAAUGAAGGGAUUUUAAGUGUGAUCAAGCCCUUGGAUUAUGAAACUCACCCCGUGCAAAGCCUUGUCAUCGCCGUGGACAAUGAGGAGCCACUCUUCCCCUGUGAGGGGGGCCAGCUCCGCGGGCCCCGGGGGGCAGGGACCAGGGCCACCGUGAGUGUGCAGGUGACGGACAGCAAUGACCCGCCAGCCUUUCACCCUCGGAGCUUUGUGGUCAGUGAGGCCGACGGUGCCAGGCCCGGAAUUCAGCUGGGAGCUUUCAAUGCGACAGAUCCAGACGGAGCCGUUGGCCGGAUAAGAUAUAAACUGGCUUAUGAUCCGGCAAAUUGGGUCACCGUAGAUGAAUUCUCGGGGACAGUUACCACCAGGCAGCAAAUUGACCGAGAAUCCCCUUAUGUAAAUGACAGCUUUUACAUGAUCAUCGCACAUGCUGUUGACGACGGCCUCCCCCCAAAGACAGGGACAGGGACCCUGAUGCUUUUCCUGUCGGACGUCAACGACAACGCCCCCGCUCUGCAUCCCCAUUCUCGAUUCCUGGAGCUCUGUGAGUCUGCAGCAAACCAGAGCCUCCUCCUCUGGGCAGAGGACAGUGACCUGGAGCCCUACGCAGACCCCUUUACAUUUGAAUUGGACAAUUCGUGGGGAAGUGAUGGAGACGCGUGGAAAUUGGGGAAAAACCAGGGUCGGUCAGUUGAACUUUUAAUGUCGAGAAGCCUCCCUCCGGGUAAUUACUCAGUGCCACUUUUCAUCGGAGACAAACAGGGCCUUUCCCAGAAGCAGAUUGUCCACGUGAGGAUCUGUGCCUGCCUCGGUGGAGUCACGUGUGCCGAGCAUUGGUCGCAGGUCGCAGGACCUGGGCUCCUCGUGGGUGCCCUGGUCCCUCCCUGUGCAGCGUUCAUGAUCCUGGCAGCCACUCUGCUGUUCCUGCUGCGAUGCUAUUUUGUGUCUGAAGCCAAGCCCAGACGCCCUGUCGUGUGUGAGGAAGGCCAGCAGACCCUGAUCCCAUAUAACGAUGAGAGCAAAGCCAUUUCAACCCAGGGAAGGCCGGAUCAGGUGUCAGUCCUGUUGCUCAACGCAGCCGAGGUUGGUGCCCAGCUGGGUGCUCAGAAUCCGUGUGACACGCUACCACCGGCGGCGAGGGCGCUGGACCAAGAAUACUUUAUCACGAGGACUCCAGUGCAUUACGGAAGUUCCCUGCCUGCGGGUUGUGGCAUGCUUUUUGAGCCAAGAGGAGUAAAAAGCAAAUAUUCUACUCUCGUAAGUACAGAUGAAGCUAUUACUGUGGAAAGGGUUACCUUACCUAGCCCGGGCUGCUCCCGGGCUAACCUCCAGGGAAAGUCCUGA
Canis lupus familiaris (dog) is the source of this 2361-nucleotide messenger RNA. It is a transcript of the gene CDH26, whose product is annotated as cadherin 26. Gene Ontology annotation, cellular component: adherens junction; plasma membrane; catenin complex. Gene Ontology annotation, biological process: cell-cell junction assembly; cell morphogenesis; adherens junction organization. The record is from RefSeq and is a predicted model, not a curated record. Gene Ontology annotation, molecular function: cadherin binding; calcium ion binding. Lineage: Eukaryota; Metazoa; Chordata; Mammalia; Carnivora; Canidae.